AUGCAGACGCAUUCCUAUGAAUAUGGAGCCUCUCAGACGGUAACGAGCCGACUUCGUCAAGGGCCCACUCCGGAACCCACAAAUCAAUCAUCGCCUGAAGAACCCUUUAAGCCCGGGGCGGACGUCCAACUCUAUAGCCCGUCAACCCUCCAACUCCAUAGCCCACCAACCCUCCAAGUCUAUAGCCCGCCGACUCUCCAAUACCCUAGGCCGCAAAAUCCACCCUCAGAACCCACAAAUCAAUCAUCGCCUGAAGAACCCUUUAAGCCUGGGGCGGACGUCCAACUCUAUAGCCCGCCAACCCUCCAAGUCUAUAGCCCGCCGACUCUCCAAUACCCUAGGCCGCAAAACUCACCUUCAGAACCCAGUGUGCGUCCGUAUUCGGUGAAUGAUGGUGGUGUGAACUCAAAGGCCAAGGGAUUUGCUGCCACUCACAACCGACCUGGUCAGUAUUGCAGGUCUCCAAGCGACCCACAUCCUUCUUCAGGUUCAGGUGCAUCAGUGCUACCUACUCGGCCUACCAUGAGUUCGGGUGAUUCAUACAACUUUCCCAAUUCAUACCUGACUGAUACAGACCAAAACCAACCCGACAAAGCCUCAGUGCGGCCUAAAUAUCCAGGUGCUCAGCCAUUAUCACGAGGCCAGUACCCCAAAGUUGAGUGGAAGGACCCUGAACCGCAUUUCCUCGCAUUUGACCGACAUCAAAGCACGAAUGCUCCAGCCAACACAGGCUCUUCUGAAGCCACAUACGCAUUGGCCUCGGACCCAGGAGGCUACAUUCUAGGAUCGCCAGCCCUUACUCGAGAAAUCAAAUCACAACCUCCGUCUUCGAGAGAUAAGUUCCGAGACAUCAGUGGGUUGACAGGGCAUCCUGCGCCCAAGGUUGACUCUUCUACUCCGCGAUCCAGCUCCGCGCCCACUCUGGACACUUUUCAGUCUUUUCGCGUGUACAAGCCCCCACAUGCCAGCAACGUGGCCAAUGACUCAGCAAUAUGCACAGCACUACUCGACUCUUGUUCCUUUGGUCCAGACGGUAACACUGUAGCAACAUAUUUUCUCCGCGAUGAGUUCGGUCUUGAGAUGCAGGAAGGGGAGGAGAUAACGCUUCGCAUAGUUGCAUCGGAAGAAGGGCCCGUUCAGAAAGGUUUCGAGUACAGCGAAAGAUUCACAGUCAAAUCUCGCCGCCACAUCCCGUUACUGCUUGGCCGGGCUUGGAUCAAAGGACGAUGGGAUGAUGGUACUUUCUUCACGCUCAAAACAGACUCAAAGAAGAAGUGUAAGUGA
Messenger RNA from Exophiala bonariae, 1284 nucleotides. RefSeq lists its product as uncharacterized. The transcript is spliced from 2 exons. Lineage: Eukaryota; Fungi; Ascomycota; Eurotiomycetes; Chaetothyriales; Herpotrichiellaceae. Bases 1 to 1284 code for a protein of 427 amino acids. The record is from RefSeq and is a predicted model, not a curated record.